Nezara viridula (southern green stink bug) is the source of this 201-nucleotide messenger RNA. The record is from the annotation of a GenBank genome assembly. Lineage: Eukaryota; Metazoa; Arthropoda; Insecta; Hemiptera; Pentatomidae.
AUGGCCUCUUCAGACUCCAAACUACACGAAUAUGCUAGUAGGCGAUUAGCCAGCAGGAGAAGAAACAAGAAGCCGACAGACGGUGGUAGAAAGAAGGAAGGGUAUUGUCCAGGACAAUCGCUGGCAGGAUCUGGCCCGUGCCACAGAGUCCUCUGUGUUCCAGUUAUCUCUUCCAUCUCCGGCGCGGUUAUGGACCGCUAG